AUAGCCCCAACUAUCUUUCACUACUUACUCUUUUUAAUGAACCCCACGCCAUCCUUAAUGAUCGUGUCCAAGUAAAUGGGACAACUAAAUUGGUUCGGAGGGAGUAUUAUUCUUUCUUCCUUCCUUGUGGGACGUUUAUUUUCCCCACAAUUCUUCUGUAUUGCCAGCUCCAAAGCCAUUUUCCCCCUUUUUCUUUUUUCUCUCUCACUUGCUUCGUUUUUUGUGCUAAAAUUGUUCAUUAUAUCGUUCUCUGAUCGUCACCAUCAUCAAUUUUUCGGGGACCUUGAUUGUUUAUUUGAUUCAGUGUUUUUUUGCCUUGCUGUUACCAUUCAAAACUUCAGAGUGAGAGAAAUUUGUCUGCUUCCUUUUAUCAACACGUUGACUAAGACAACUCGCAAUGUCUAGCUCUACAAAGGCUUUGGACCCUGCUUUCCAAGGAGCUGGACAGAAACUAGGAACUGAAAUAUGGAGAAUUGAGAACUUCCUACCUGUACCAUUGCCCAAAUCCGACUAUGGUAAAUUCUACACCGGAGACUCUUACAUUAUCUUACAGACAAGUCCUGGUAGGGGAGGUGCCUAUCUUUAUGAUAUUCACUUUUGGCUUGGAAAGGAUACUAGCCAGGAUGAAGCUGGAACAGCUGCUAUUAAAACAGUCGAGCUAGAUGCAGCUCUUGGAGGGAAGGCUGUGCAGCAUAGGGAACUCCAAGGUUUUGAAUCUGACAAAUUCGUGUCAUAUUUUAAACCAUGCAUCAUACCUUUAGAGGGUGGAGUUGCAUCUGGGUUUAAGACGCCAGUGGAAGAUGAAUUUGAAACAAAGCUGUAUAUUUGUCAUGGAAAACGAGCUGUUAAGAUGAAGCAGGUCCCAUUUGCUCGCUCCUCUUUAAACCAUGAUGAUGUUUUUAUCUUGGACACAAAAGAUAAGAUUUAUCAGUUCAAUGGUGCGAACUCCAACAUACAAGAAAGGGCCAAGGCUUUGGAAGUUGUCCAGUUUCUUAAGGAUCGAUACCAUGAAGGAAAAUGUGAUGUGGCCAUUGUUGAUGAUGGAAACCUUCAAGCUGAAUCUGAUUCUGGUGAAUUCUGGGUUCUCUUUGGUGGUUUUGCCCCAAUUAGUAGAAAGGUUAUUAGUGAGGAUGAAGUCAUUCCUGAAGAAACGGCAGCUAAGCUUUACAGUAUCAAUGAUGGUCAAGCUCAAGCCCUGGAAGGUGAACUUUCCAAAGGGAUAUUGGAAAAUAAUAAAUGUUAUCUGUUGGACUCUGGAGUUGAGGUGUUUCUUUGGUUUGGUCGUGUCACACAAUUGGAGGACAGAAAGGCUGCCUGCCAGGCUGCAGAGAAUUUUCUUUCCAGCCAAAAUAGGCCAAAGACAACACGUGUCACCCGAGUUAUUCAAGGGUAUGAGACGCAUUCUUUCAAGUCUCACUUUGAUUCUUGGCCAACUGGCUCAACAGCUCCUAGUACCGAAGAAGGCAGAGGAAAAGUAGCAGCUUUUCUGAAGCAGCAAGGCAUUGGUGCCAAAGGCAUGAAUAGAAGUGCACCUGUCAAUGAGGAUGUUCCUCCCCUGCUUGAAGCUAGUGGAAAAAUUGAGGUGUGGCGAAUUAAUGGUAGUGCCAAGACUCCGGUACCAAAGGAGGAUAUUGGCAAAUUUUACAGCGGUGAUUGCUACAUUAUUUUGUAUGCUUACCACUCUGGUGAGAAAAAGGAAGACUACUACUUGUGCUGGUGGAUUGGAAAGGAUAGCAUAGAGGAUGACCAGAAGAUGGCAGCAAGGUUGGCUAACACAAUGUGUAAUUCUCUUAAAGGAAGACCUGUCCUGGGUCGCAUUUUUCAAGGAAAGGAGCCACCGCAAUUUGUUGCGAUAUUUCAGCCUAUGGUUGUGCUAAAGGGUGGACUGAGUUCUGGGUACAAGAAAUUUGUUAAUGAGAAAGGGUUGACUGAUGCAAGUUAUUCCGUUGAUGGUGUUGCAUUAAUAGAAAUAUCCGAUAUUUCCUUGCAUAACAAUAAAGCUCAACAAGUUGACUCGGUGGCAGCAUCUCUGAACUCCUAUAAUUGCUUUAUUUUGCAAUCAAGCUCUGCAAUUUUCAUCUGGCAUGGCAAUCAGAGCACUUUUGAGCAGCAACAAUUAGCUGCUAAAGUUGCUGAAUUUUUGAAGCCUGGAAGUACUAUUAAGCAUGCUAAAGAAGGAACUGAAAAUUCAGUGUUUUGGUCUGCACUUGGAGGGAAACAACCGUACUCAAGCAAAAAGUCAUCGCCGGAACUUGUCAGGGAUCCCCACCUGUUUUCAUUUUCCUUCAAAAAAGGAAAGUUUCAGGUUGAAGAAAUUUACAAUUUUACACAAGAUGAUCUAUUGACAGAGGAUAUGAUGAUACUUGACACCCAUGUUGAAAUUUUUGUGUGGGUUGGUCAGUCAGUUGACCCCAAAGAAAAGCAGACAGCUUUUGACAUUGGCCAGAACUACAUACAAUUGGCUGGUUCAUUAGAAGGGCUUUCUCCGAAGAUCCCUCUGUACAGAAUCACUGAAGGAAAUGAACCAUGCUUCUUCACGACUUACUUCUCUUGGGAGCCAGCCAAAGGAAUUGUGCAAGGGAACUCAUUUCAGAAGAAGGUCAUGCUACUAUUUGGUGCAGGCCAUUCUGCAGAGACCCCAAGUAGAUCUAAUGGCGGAGCAACACAGAGAGCAUCUGCUUUGGCAGCCUUGUCAAAUGCCUUUAACCCCUCUUCUGGAGAGAAGUCCAGUGCUUCAGAUAGGUCAAAUGGGUCUAAUCAGGGGGGUGCAACACAACGUGCAGCUGCUUUAGCUGCUUUGUCAACUGCCUUGAACUCAUCGCCUGAAAACCAGCCUGCUGCAGUCACUGCUCCAAGGCCAGUUAACACUGGUCAGGGAUCACAGAGGGCUGCUGCAUUGGCUGCGCUUUCAUCGGCCCUUACUGCAGAAAAGACACCUGAUGCAUCGCCUGCCCGAUCUGUUAGAAGUCCUUCACCACCAGCAGACGGUACCCCUUCUGCUAAUAAAGAGAUAGAAAGCUCUGCUCCAGAGGUGGUCGAAGACUCUCAAAGUGAAGCUACUGAAGCUCAAGAAACAGCAAGUGUAGAGCCUGAAUUUGUGAGCAAUGGUGAGGAAUCAGUGUCCAAAGAUGACGCUGAACAACAGGAAUUGACCGGUUCUGGAAGUACACAAAGCACAUUCAGUUACGAGCAAUUGAGAGCCAAAUCUGAAAAUCCUGUCACAGGAAUCGAUUUCAAGCGCAGAGAGGCUUAUCUAUCCGAUGAAGAAUUCCUGUCUAUUUUCGAUGCAACAAAGGAAGAGUUUUACAAACUUCCCAGAUGGAAACAAGACAUGCAGAAAAAGAAGUUCGAUCUGUUUUAGAUUCAAAUUCUCGACUUCUUGUCUACAUUUCCUCAACGCAAAGUUCUUCAACAUCAUCUGCAUUAAGCUGCGAGUAAAAUACGUGAGUCACUCAGUACAUUCAACUUGGUUUGCUUGUUUUUCUUCUUUUUUGUACGAUAACCUUCAGGUUGGUUUGGUGUCUGUUGGCUGUUAAUAUGAAUGUUGCUUUUGGGAUUAGUCGGCCAGAAGAGUCAUUUUUGUAUCUCUUUAAUUAUUCCAUUUGUUUUAUAGGUUCUUUUAAGAUGCCAUUCUUUUCAAUAUAGUUAUGUAUUCUAAGCAAUCAAACAAAUCUUCAAUCCUUUUGUGCAAGGAGUGUAUAUGUAUUUGAUUGUAUUUUUGUUGUACGGUUUUGUUAUGUGUUUAUGUCCAUUAAAAAUAUUGAUGAAGUGAUGUGCUAUUUAUAAUGGUUUGUGAAAAAUGAUUGACUUGUUACAUCGGCGCGAAAUGAGAUUUUAUAGUGG
Molecule: messenger RNA, 3843 nt
Organism: Amaranthus tricolor (Joseph's coat)
Lineage: Eukaryota; Viridiplantae; Streptophyta; Magnoliopsida; Caryophyllales; Amaranthaceae
Product: villin-3-like
Exons: 24
Coding region: 398-3361 (987 amino acids)
Biological process (GO): actin filament severing; cytoskeleton organization
Molecular function (GO): actin filament binding
Source: RefSeq, a predicted model, not a curated record